GUGAUUUGACUGAGUGAAAAGGUGGAGGCAGACUGCUUGUGCAAAUACUCGUCUGAAUGCAGCUGGAACUCAAGUAAGGCAGAUUAUAGAAACAAAAAUCAUUAUAAAAGAUAAAUCGUCAAGCGAUUUGACUUCGAGAGAUAACUGUUAAAAGAGGAACGGACAGCGCAAUUAUUUUUGCUGCACAUCCUUACAGACACAGCUGCCAAACUAUCAGCAAGCUGUCGGAAGAUUAACAACACAGAAGCUAAAUGUAAAAAGGAUUGCAAUUAUUAGUGGUAAUAGGCUAUUGUAUGUAUAUAUUUAUUUAUGACAGACAGACCUGUCAUUGUAUGCGGAUCAUGUAACUGGGUAGGUCAGUUAAAAAGACAGUUCUUGCACUGGUGGAAAUACAGUCCACGCACAGGUGAAUCAAAUGGGAGGGAAUUUGGGUUGUCACCGCUCAAUCCCGAAAGAUCCAGCGGAUUUUUGUCACAGCAAGCGCAAAUUCAGCGCAGCGUGCAACUUUAGCAACAUUUUGGUGAACCAGGAGAGGCUGAACAUCAACACAGCCACUGAAGAGGAGCUGAUGACACUGCCUGGGGUGAACCGCAUGGUCGCUCAGAACAUAGUGCAGUACCGCGAGUGUAUAGGGGGCUUCAAGAAAGUGGAGGACUUGGCUUUGGUGAGCGGGGUCGGUGCUGCCAAACUGGAGCAGAUCAAGAUAGAGAUAUGUGUGAGCAACAGGACGGGCUCCACGCAGCAGUCACCGAGCUCCCUGCGCAAAGACCAGAACCAAGAGCACCUGGCUUACACCAGGAUCAACAUCAACACAGCCACGCCGGCUCAACUGAUGAGCAUCCGUGGCAUCACCGAAAAGAUCGCCAAGAAUAUCGUAGACUACCGCCAGGAACACGGAACUUUCAAAAGCAUAGAAGACCUGGUUAAAGUCGCCUACAUCAACUCCUCCUUUCUGGAUAAAAUCAGGUUUCAAAUCUUUGCAGAGCGUUCCCGACCGCCGUCAACACACACCAAUGGUGGGGUAACUUUUACCUCCAAGUCGCAUCCUAGCCCGACUUCUCUCAGCCUUCAGAGUGAGGAUCUGGACUUUCCACCGGGUGGACCAACACAGAUAAUCUCGGUCCGGCAGAAUGUAGAAGCGUUCUCUGGUCUACGUGACGGUAAACCGGCCCUGAGGUUAGCAACCUGGAACCUGCAACACUGCUCGUCUGAAAAGGCAAACAACCCCGGAGUGCGGGAGGUGGUGUGCAUGACGCUUCUCGAGAAUGGCAUCAAGCUUUUGGCGGUCCAGGAGCUGGCUGACAGAGACGCAUUGGAAAAGCUUUGUGCAGAGCUGAACCAGUCGACACUGCCCAGCGUCCGCAAGUGGAAGGGCCCCCGAGGUUCCUGGAAAUGCGCCGUCUCAGACAGGCCUGCAGGACAGUCACACAAGGGCUCAGAGUUUGCUGGAUACCUGUGGGACAGCACUUCUGGAAUUGAUCUGAAGUAUUCCACCCUGCUAGAAAGUCCACAAGCCAAUGGGAAUGGAAAGCCAACCUACCCUAAACCAUACCUUGCAGAAUUUAAGGUUAGUACGAAUAAUUUUAAAGAAUGUUUCAUUCCCUUGCUUGGGGACUUUAGUCAGCCUCCAGACAGCAGUGAGUUUGACAUGUUAAGAAAAGAGAAGUUUUCUCCGCUGGUCCCCACAAGCACUUUCACUAACAUCAGCACCAAGAACCCCCAGGGAUCCAAGUCCCUUGACAACAUUUGGAUAAGCCGCUCUCUUAAGAAGGCUCACACAGGUCACUGGGUUGUCAUGAGGGAAGGCCUUACAAAUCCAUGGAUCCCAGAUAACUGGUCUUGGGGUGGAGUAGCUUCAGACCACUGCCCAGUGUUUGCUGAAUUUUACACAGACUCCCACAAGAAGGAGCCAGUUCGCAACGGAAAUGCAGUGACUGUCAUUGAACACAGCGAAGUGAAUCAUAGUCAUGAACGGUGACAGGAUUCAGACUGAAAAAAAGGGAUGCUGUACUUUUAGAGUUCUUUUCAAGGUAGCAUGAAUGUGUACCAACAUUGAAUGUGAAAAGCACCAAGUCUGCAUUUUUAUUUUUCGUCUUCAAAUCCAAUUUGGGUCUUGUGCUUCAAAGAUUAAAUAACAAUUAUUUUA
Molecule: messenger RNA, 2146 nt
Organism: Polyodon spathula (Mississippi paddlefish)
Lineage: Eukaryota; Metazoa; Chordata; Actinopteri; Acipenseriformes; Polyodontidae
Product: endonuclease/exonuclease/phosphatase family domain-containing protein 1-like
Exons: 6
Coding region: 416-1978 (520 amino acids)
Biological process (GO): DNA repair
Cellular component (GO): plasma membrane
Molecular function (GO): DNA binding
Source: RefSeq, a predicted model, not a curated record